This is a messenger RNA of Lindgomyces ingoldianus, 1675 nucleotides long. RefSeq names its product adenine nucleotide alpha hydrolases-like protein. The coding region runs from base 117 to 1244 and encodes 375 amino acids. The transcript is spliced from 3 exons. NCBI's taxonomy places the organism in Eukaryota, Fungi, Ascomycota, Dothideomycetes, Pleosporales, Lindgomycetaceae. The record is from RefSeq and is a predicted model, not a curated record.
AUGACCUCUCCAUCCUUUGCUACCCCUCCCAAACCCACCACUCCACCAUCCCCCCUCCAUCUUUUCGCGUUCAUGCCUCACGACCUGAUGCCUAUGGCGAGUCAUUAUGUCGGAGUAUGCCUCACAGAUCGCGGGUGGCGCCCGGAGCGAGCAAGAGACUUAGUUACCUUCUCAUUGUCUUCCAAUCCCGUGUCUCAUUCGAUACGUUCGACAAGCCUGCUGAUUUCAUCGAAGAGAAUUCAUUUACCCUGAUAGCAAAGCACAAGGACUACGAAUACACUAAACGAUCGCGCACGUUUCUCUGUGGGUGCGAUGACAACGAAUACUCCGAAUAUGCCUUGCAGUGGCUCAUUGAUGAGCUUGUGGACGACGGCGAUGAAAUUGUUUGCUUGAGAGUUGUCGAGAAGGAUUCCACACUUGCAGCAGACCCAAGUGUUGAGAAGAGACGUUAUCGAUCCGAGGCCGAAACUUUGAUGAAGCAAAUCCAGAACAAGAACCAUGAGAAUAAGGCCAUCAACUUGAUCUUAGAGUUUGCCGUUGGAAAGGUUAAUAUCGUGAUUGACGAAAUGAUCAAUCUGUACGAGCCAGCCAUCCUUGUCGUUGGAACCAGAGGACGAAGUCUUGGCGGUUUUCAAGGCCUCCUUCCCGGAUCCGUUUCAAAAUACUGUCUGCAGCACUCUCCUGUUCCUGUCAUUGUUGUCCGUCCAUCUUCCAAGCGCGACAAGUCAAGGACCAAGCGUGCCCAGGACCCUGCUCGGCAUGCCUACAAGGACCUCCUAGAGAAGAGUGGUCCGCAGGGUGGCCACAUCCUGAAUUCUGGUCACCGCAACAGCAGCUUCAUCGCAGAAGAGGAAACCCAGCCUGCUUCUGAUGACGAAGCGGUAGCAGUAGCGGCAGCUAUUGGGCUCAGACAAAAUCUCGAUGCUAGCCCGCUAACCCAGGUUGAAACAACACCAGCAGAUGUUGAGCCCUUCUCUGCACGUGUUGCCGAUACAGGUUUCGUAUCCGCACUAGAGGAACUGCGAAGUCCUAGCGUUGUCAUGAAAAGCCCUGAAUUAGGCAACCUAGACAGUCCUGAUAUCAGCGACAUAAGCAGCAGCGAGGAGGAUGACCAAGGAGGAGUAUCAACCACACAAGCCAUAAAACCGAGUAUCGCAAUUGAGGGCACAGAGUCGACAAUGCCUGCAAUGGAAGUCGAGCCCGAGACAAAACCAGAAGAGCAAUGGAACCCAACUACGGAAUAGAAGUAACGCCCCCCUUCUUGUCUCACUUACCAGACGUUCUACACUUGCACAGCAGGGAAAAUUAAUGCUAUUAUUCUUCGUCAAAGAUGACAUGUUCGUGCUUCAUUUUUAAGGGUGGAGACGGCUUGGCAUCUGAAAAAGUCUGACCUUUCGCGACAAGAGUGUGGGGGCCCUACUGGCUGCGGGACCGGGCAGAUUCAAACCCGAGAGAUGGCGAUAGAUAGCAUUAUCAGAGUUCGCUCAGACCGGCAGACGAGCGACUAAAUUCACGAUAUCAUGGUCCAUUGCUAAUAUUGCUAUUUCUGUCCUGUGUUUUGCCCCACAAUAAACCAAUCCUUCCUGGCACUGGUCAAAGCUCUCUGAUCUGACAUGACGUCCAAAAGUGGCGGGGGUUGGAGGCUUGGCGACGUGUUGCGAAACGCUUUCCGCGU